Messenger RNA from Trachymyrmex septentrionalis, 2118 nucleotides. It is a transcript of the gene magu, whose product is annotated as SPARC-related modular calcium-binding protein 2. Bases 389 to 1978 code for a protein of 529 amino acids. Lineage: Eukaryota; Metazoa; Arthropoda; Insecta; Hymenoptera; Formicidae. The transcript has 9 exons. Gene Ontology annotation, cellular component: basement membrane. Gene Ontology annotation, biological process: extracellular matrix organization. The record is from RefSeq and is a predicted model, not a curated record. Gene Ontology annotation, molecular function: protein binding; heparin binding; calcium ion binding.
GUGGCAACUGGCAAGAAGCAGUGCCAGUUGAUCCGCGGCAUUCGCUACGGUUGCAUGCUCGCUGUAGGUCGUAGCAUGUUUCACGCCUUCUCCUAAAAGAAAUUUAUUUAUUAUUUCAUAACCGUGUGUGUCCCUUUUUUCGCGUUCUGAAAUUUAUCGAUAAAAAAAACUCGGAAGAUCAUCGAUCGGAAAAACUAAUGAGUCUCGUGGAAUAUACCGCCGGUCGAAUAAAAAGCCAGAUAAACAGGAAUGCGUUGUAUGCUGGGAACAUGGGAAUGUAGCGAGUGUAUGCGUGUAAAGUGUUGCGCGCGGGCGUGUUUUCCAGACAAGUUCCUCCGUUCUUUCAUCGUUUUCUAAGAAACGCAUUCAGAAUACUGGAGAGAACACGAUGGUGUUCCCGACAAUACGAGCCACUGCAGUAUUCUUAUUGUUGUCCAUCCUCGAUCUUGAUGCUGCGGUACCUAAUACUCUUACAUCGGCUAAGGAGGAAUGUAGAAAAAGAAUAGCUGAAUGCACAAUGAAUGGUGGUGGAAGCACGCCAGUGUGCGGAAGUGAUGGAGUCACGUACUCCAAUCAAUGUCAAGUCAUUUCUAAGCAAUGUCAAGGCGUGUCUGUCCUCAUCAAACACACUGGACCUUGUCCAGAGACUCCGGCGUGUUUCUCAGCAAGAUUGACCGCUCGACAUGGCGUACGGCCUGCCUGCCGAGAUGAUGGGACGUACGCGCCAGUUCAGUGUCACGCAGAGACCGAGUAUUGUUGGUGUGUAACGCCGCAAGGCCGGCCGUUGCCCGACACAACGGUAAGAUAUAAAAAACCAAGAUGUUUGAAAGCCGGUUCCAGAUCUGCUGCUUCUACUAGGAGCAGUCAAAGGCGACGCUCACCGACUAGGAAACAACGUAGGCAGUAUGUCAGCAAUAGGCAUCGAAAUACCUGCGAUCGUACCGAAAAGUCCAAAUUCAAUGGAAACCUCAUCGAGAACUUCAAAAUUGAAUACAGACGGACUAAUAUAUCCGCUGAGGAUGAUAAGAAUGUUGAACGGGUGUUGUCGUGGAAAUUUCUUAAGCUGGACCAGAACGCGGACGGCUACUUAGAUAAGACAGAAUACAAGGAGCUUAGAAGACUCGCCAAGAAGGCGGUGAGACCGAAGAAGUGCGCACGCACAUUCGCUCGCACGUGCGACCUAAAUCGGGAUUUAAAACUAUCCAAGCAGGAAUGGGGUGCUUGUCUUGCCAAUGAUUUCACUCUUUUGAAAGGUAGCCCAGCCAUUGGCAGUCCUAUUCAAUCUUUACCGUUUAAUGAUGAUCAUUCGGAUACUAAGGAGGAAAGCGAUGCAAAUGAUUGCAUAUCGGAUAGAAAAUCAGUGUUGGAAGAUCAGAAACGAGAAAAUUUGUACGUUCCACAAUGCAUGUCUGAUGGAAGGUAUCAUCGAGUGCAAUGCUAUUCGGGUUAUUGUUGGUGUGUAUAUCAAGAUACAGGUAAGCCAAUACCAGGGACAUCCUCAAAGGAUCGUACACCAAAUUGUAAUCCAGUUCCGACUCCCAGCAGACCUAUGAAAGGAUGUCCAGAGUUAAAAAAACAAUUAUUCCUUCGAGAUCUGAUGACUCUCAUGCAAGAAAAAAUGGAAGCUUCCAACAUCGAUUCUAAUGAAACUACCGUUAAAUGGCAGGCUUCUAAGGAGGAAAGAAUAGCAACUUGGCAUUUUGUAAUGCUUGAUAAGAACAAAAAUAAGGUUUUAGAAAAAAAAGAGUGGAAAAAUUUUCGCACAAUGGUAGCGAAUAACAGACAACUCCGGAGAUGUGGUAAAAAAUUACCGAGAUAUUGUGACAUCAACAAUGAUAGAAGGAUCAGUAUGACAGAAUGGCUUAGCUGUCUCAAUGCUCAGCGUCCAACAAUAGCUAAUGAUCCGGAGAAACCAUUAACUACACCGAAAAGAAUAGGUCCAAAUCCACUAGAUCAGUUUCUCAAUGAUGAUGACUAGCAUAUUAUGUGAUAAUUUGUGUUCGCUAUCCUAUAAAGAGACACUCAUCUUUUUUUUUUGUCAUUGAGCAUUAACAUAAGUACGACUGCAGGAAUUCCUGAAAUCACCGUAAGCUUUUUAAUGUAAUAAUAUUUCUUUAG